This is a messenger RNA of Monodelphis domestica (gray short-tailed opossum), 5198 nucleotides long. It is a transcript of the gene BCHE, whose product is annotated as butyrylcholinesterase. Gene Ontology annotation, molecular function: acetylcholinesterase activity. Gene Ontology annotation, cellular component: plasma membrane. The record is from RefSeq and is a predicted model, not a curated record. Lineage: Eukaryota; Metazoa; Chordata; Mammalia; Didelphimorphia; Didelphidae. Gene Ontology annotation, biological process: acetylcholine catabolic process; choline metabolic process.
AGUCUCGCGAGCUUUGUGUCAGUAACAGUUGAUUAUAAUGUCAGUGCUGUCCAAUUCCCCAGCUAAGAGCAGCAGCUGCAGGCUGCAUUUCACUGAAAUAGUAAGUGAUUCCGAGUCCUUACAAACUUUAUCAUCUCUGUGGCUGGGGAACAGGACAUCAGGAUGAACAGCAUUGGAACUUCUAUACCCAUCGUAUUUCUUGUUAGUCUUCUAAUACUCUGUACACUCAUCCGGAAAUCUCAAACUGAAGAUGACAUCAUUGUUACAACCAAGAAAGGAAAAGUUAGAGGGCUGCAACUCCCAGUACUUGGUGGCACAGUGACAGUGUUUCUUGGUAUUCCCUAUGCAGAGCCUCCCAUUGGUCGACUCCGAUUCCGAAAGCCGCGGCCCCGGAGCAAGUGGUCUGAUAUUUGGGAUGCCACCAAAUAUUCCAACUCUUGCUAUCAAAACAUUGAUGAUAGUUUUCCUGGAUUUGCAGGAUCUGAGAUGUGGAAUCCAAACACGGUACUUAGUGAAGACUGUUUGUAUCUUAAUGUUUGGGUUCCAUCUCCCAAACCCAAAAAUGCUACAGUCAUGAUCUGGAUCUAUGGAGGUGGUUUUCAGUCUGGGACAUCAUCUUUACAUGUUUAUGAUGGCAAAUUUUUGGCUCGAGUUGAAAGAGUAAUUGUGGUCUCAAUGAACUAUAGGGUGGGUGCCCUUGGAUUUUUGGCUUUGCCAGGAAAUUCAGAGGCCCCAGGAAACAUGGGGUUAUUUGAUCAGCAGCUGGCUCUUCAGUGGGUCCAGGAAAAUAUAGCAAUUUUUGGUGGGAAUCCUAAAAGUGUAACUCUGUUUGGAGAGAGUGCGGGGUCUGCUUCAGUCAAUUUUCAUAUUCUUUCUCCUAAAAGUCACCCAUUAUUUACUAGAGCCAUUCUCCAAAGUGGGUCUGCAAAUGCCCCAUGGGCAGCAAUAACACCUUCAGAGGCUAGAAACCGAACAUUGCAUUUAGCAAAAUCCCUUAGUUGUUCCAGAGGAAAUGAGACUGAGCUAAUUAAAUGUCUUCGAAAUAAAAAUCCUCAGGAAAUACUAGAGCAUGAAAAUGUCAUUCUUUCCUCUGGUUAUCUAAAAACCAAUUUUUGUCCAACUGUGGAUGGUGACUUUCUCACAGACAUGCCAGACAGCCUCAUCCAGUGGGGAGAUUUUAAACAAACACAAAUAUUAGUGGGAGUUAAUAAAGAUGAAGGAACAUCAUUUUUGGUCUAUGGUGCUCCAGGAUUCAGUAAAGAUAAUGACAGUAUGAUAAGUCAAAAGGAAUUCCAAGAAGGAAUAAAAGAGUUUUUCCCAGGAGUGAGUGAUCUAGGAAUGGAAUCCAUACAGUUUCACUACACUGGCUGGUCAGAUGACCAGAUUCCUGAAAAUUUCCGUGAUGCAAUGGAUGAUAUCAUUGGAGAUUAUAAUUUUAAAUGCCCUGCUUUGGAGUUUGCCAAAAAAUUCUCUGAACGAGGGAAUGAUGUGUUUUUCUACUAUUUUGAGCAUCGGUCAUCCAAAAAUGCUUGGCCUGAAUGGAUGGGAGUCAUGCAUGGUUAUGAAAUUGAAUUUGUUUUUGGCUUACCUCUGGAAAGAAGAGUUAAUUACACAAAAGCAGAAGAAAUUCUGAGCCGCUCCAUCAUGAGAAGCUGGUCCAGUUUUGCAAAAUAUGGAAAUCCAAAUGGGACACAGAACAAUGCAACUAGAUGGCCAGUCUUUGGUAACAUAGAACAAAAAUAUGUAACCCUGAACACAGAAUCACCAAAAACAUUUGCAAAAUUACGUGCCCAGCAAUGCCGAUUCUGGAAAACUUUUUUCCCAAAGGUCUUGGAAAUGUCAGGAAAUAUCGAUGAAGCAGAGCGUGAAUGGAAAGCAGGAUUCCGUCGCUGGAACAGUUAUAUGAUGGAUUGGAGAAAUCAAUUUAAUGAUUACACAAGCAAGAGGGAGAACUGUGCAGGUCUCUAAUUAAUAGGCCUGGCCUUUCAGGAAUGUUCCUAUUUCUGUGCAUCAAGGCAAAUGGGCUGGUAGCUAACUUGUGAGCCUCAAAAGGUAGCUGUUCUAUAGCUAAACCCAAAUGCCAAAAGGACAAUAUUGAUUCCUCACAUUUCUGCUUUGUAUUUUGCCUUUUGUUUCAGAAAACAAUCCAUUUUGGCAGACCAAACUCAAAUGUACACAUUCAAGCUUGACCAUGAAUUUAUGGGCAAAUUUCAACUUUUAGAUAUUUAAAAUUCCUCUUGCUAGAGGUCUUUUAAGCUUUAAAAAAAUUAUGUUUGCAGAAUUUUCACAUACAUUCUCCUCAUUGAAAAACAAUUAUUUUAUCAUUGUUAGAUUUUUUUUUUUUGCUACUGUGUCUCACUAUCUUGCUUAGGGUGGAAGAUCGGUGCCCUCUCCAGGGCUCAAUCCUACUGCUGAUUGGUACAAAAAUGUUGACCUGCUGUUUUUUUAUCUGAGCUGAUUUUUCCUCUCCCUAAGUAUCCAGUUGCCCUCCUCCAACUCCCAUGGGCUCACUAUCUUGUUAGUGGACUUAGGAUAGAUAGUCAGUCAGAUUUACUGUCAGAACCGUAGAGCUCCAACUGUCCAGCAAUCUCUGCUUCCUGAGCAACGUGGACUACAGGCAUGCACAAUCAUGCCCAACUUUCUAUUAGAGCUCAUAAAUAUUAGGUUUUCUCUUUCAAGUAUCUUUUUUCAAAGGGUUGAGAGAUGACGAGGAUCUCAGAGAUGAUUUAGUACAAUGCUUCAUUUUUCACUAUGAGGAACUCAAGCCUAGAGAUUGAAAGCCAUUUACCCAAGUUCUCAGCUAUAGUAAAAUAGCAGGACCAAGAUCUUCACUACCCAUCUAGGUCUUCUGACUUCCAGUGUACCAUUAUUUCUCUAACAUCAUUAUGUCGUGUUCUGGUUAAAUUAAAUAGUAAGUGAUAAUUUGUCACAAUGAAAACAUCCCCCCAAAUUCCAAACAGUAUUUGAAGGAAUAAAACAUACACAGUUAUCACAAAAAUCAAUUUUGAUUGUGUUAAUGAAUAAUAAGUUAUUAAAGCCUGAACCAUCUAAAUUUACUUCAUUAUUUUGUUGGCUCUGAAAUCUCAUCAAUGUGAAUCCUUAGAACAAUGGCACUGAUCAUGGCGCACACACUUCCUGAACCUUUGUAAUUCUUGAUUGUUGCCUACUUUCUCCUAAAAAUUAGCUCCCUCCCUGAUGUGCCAGAGAUAGCGCAUAUGGUAGAUUUUUCUGGGCUUUUCAGCCAUUAGAAUGCAAUUUCCUUGAGAAUAGGAAUUACUAUAUCAUUUUUAUUUUAAUUCCCAGAGCUUAGUAGAGUGUCUAGAAUUAAGAAACACUUAAAACAUGUUCAUAAUAGAUUAGUUGAUUAAAUCCAUCUAUCUAUCUCUCUAGCUAAAUUUUAGGAAGUUAAAGGAUUCCAAAUAUCUAUAAAAUCCAAAAUGGUUGCAAUAAUACUUCUUUACCUUUACACUGUAUAAAUAUGCAUGUUUGUACAUGCGCACACACACACACACACACUACAUAGUAGAGCAUUUUGAAUAAAAGAAUUGAAAAGUAUGGAAUCAAAAAUGGAGAAAAAGAAUCCAUAAAACUAUUAAAGGUGCUAAAGUCAAGAUGUCUCUUUACCAGGAAAUACUAAGAUUUCAUCUGAGAAAUAGUCAUCAUUUCUACAGAAAAUAUCUCAAAGUCACAAUCAUUUUAUUUCUGCUCUAUGUAAUAAUUCUGGUGAUAAUUUGGGCAUAAGCAAGCUUCACUGAUAAAAAGAAUAUAGCAAUAGGAAAAUAACAUUAUCUUCUUACUAAAACAUAAUAUCUAAGCAAAAUACACCUGUCCUGAUCCCUCUGAAAACAUUUUAUUUAAAAAUUAAAUUUUAUAUCAAUAUGUUUCCAAAAAAGCUUUUUUUAGGCAAAGCUAGAAUACUUUUUGUAUAGAUACAAUCUCUAAAAUUCUAAUUACAUACUGCAUUUCAGAAGUAUUCAUAAAAUUCUAGUUAGAAAAACCUGUUUCAUUUUUAAAGGAACUAUUUCUUAUUUUACCCAUUGAGACACUGAAUGAAGAAUUAUUAAAUAACCCUGUUCAAGGUGAAAGGCAUCAUCAUGUAUUAAACAGAUUUAAGAAUCUGGACUAGGGCUCAAUUAACACCUCUGACACAAACUGACUGUGUGGCCCUAGGCAAGUAAUUUACCCUCCCCAUCCCAGGAAAUUUCCAGAAGGAAUGGAAAUGUAUAUUGAUAGAAGAAAUUUUUUCAACUUUAGUUGUAGUUAGCUCUACAUGAACCAGAUCACCUUAUCUGGAAAACAAACAUAGAAAAAUAUAUAGAUAUAGAUAUAUAGAUAUACAGAUAUAUUUUAUACACACAUAUGUAUAGGUAAACAUGUGUAUAUGUGUUAUAUAUAAUAUGAAAAGAUUUUAAAUAUUAUUUCUGGCUUUCAUAUACUUGUAAUCUAAGAAGGCAAUAUAAUUAAUAUAAAUUCUUAUAAUUUGGAGGUGGGAAGAGAUUGAGGAUUCAUAAGCUAAAGUUUGUGAAUAUGUGAUUGGAAUAUUUUGAUAACUAAAUUUUUAUAUAAUCAGUUUCUUCUGUAAUGCUAUACAUUUUAUGCAUUUAAAAAAUAGCAUUCUGAGGAAGCGUCCUCAAGUUUUACCUGCUUUUCAAAGUGGGCAAUGACAGAAAAAAUGAAGAAUGCCUUUCUGGCUUAGAUGAUCUCUUUAGUCUCUCCUUGUGUUCUCAAUUUCUCUGUCUCUCUUGUCUCUCUGUGGUUAUAUACAAAUUUUUUCCUAUAUACAUUUAUACAUAUAUAUGACCAUAGAUACCUUAAUAUGUAUAUUUUCAUGCACUUGUAGCAAAAGGAUUAUAAAAUGUUAAAAUCUGAAGAGAUCCUAAAAAUCAUCAAACUUAAACACCUUUAUAUUUAAUAGGUGACUCAGAGUCCACAUUGCUUUCUCCAUUUCAAAAAGAUAAUUAAUAGAAGUGGUUAGACUUGUACCCAUUAUUUUUCAACAAGAAUCUAUUAUUUACUUGAAAAUCUAGUCACAUGCCUAAGAAACAUAUUUAGCCAUGAUUCUACAAACAACAAAUUCUACAAUCUCCAUUCAAGUUAGCAAUGAGUAACACAACAAAAAAUAAUGUCAAUCCACUGUCUCUAGCUUAAGAUUAAAAUGCACAAAAGCUCAAGAGAAGGAAUAAAGGUCAUGGGCAUUU